This is a messenger RNA of Cryptomeria japonica (Japanese cedar), 1128 nucleotides long. Its product is annotated as G-type lectin S-receptor-like serine/threonine-protein kinase At2g19130. The transcript has 2 exons. The coding region runs from base 1 to 1128 and encodes 375 amino acids. Gene Ontology annotation, molecular function: ATP binding; protein kinase activity. The record is from RefSeq and is a predicted model, not a curated record. Gene Ontology annotation, biological process: protein phosphorylation. NCBI's taxonomy places the organism in Eukaryota, Viridiplantae, Streptophyta, Pinopsida, Cupressales, Cupressaceae.
AUGGAAGCUGUCUUUUACAACAACGAGCCAACACAGUAUAGCUGCCGGACAGGUUGUCUAAAAAAUUGCUCCUGCACAGCCUUUGCUUUCGCUAUUUCUGAUCCACCCGUUUGUAGAUUGUGGUUUGGAGAUUUAUUGAGAGUGCGUGUUUCGCCGGAGGGCCAAUCCGUCUUUGUUAGGCUGGCUGCUUCUGAGUUGCCGCACUUGACAUCACAUCAAAGCAACAAAACUUCUCGUCUUUUCCUUUCACUUCCUACAACUUUCUCUAUUGUUUUAGUUCUGUUCUUUGCCUCAUUUCUUCUGUGGAAAAAUCAAAGACUGCGGGAGGAGAGUGUUGAAGAGGACGUGCCAAUAACGCUCAAAAUGUUCACUUACAAAGAGCUACGUAUUGCAACUGAAAAUUUCAAGCAUAAGCUGGGGAGCCGAGGAUUCGGGUCCUCAGAAGAAGCAAAGAAGGUGUUGGAAUGGAAGACUCGGUUCAAGAUCGCACUGGGAACUGCGCGAGGAUUAGUUUAUCUCCACGAAGAAUGCAGGGAUCGCAUUAUUCACUGCGAUAUUAAGCCUGAAAACAUUCUGUUGGACGGCGACUUCCGCCCAAAGAUAGCUGAUUUUGGGCUGGCAAAGCUGGUGGGCAGAGAUUUCAGCCGCGUACUGACAACCACAAGGGGAACUCAAGGGUACUUGGCUCCAGAGUGGAUCUCAGGCCUUCCUAUCACUCCAAAGGCAGAAGUAUACAGUUUUGGCAUGAUUAUGUUCGAAAUUAUAUCAGGCCGAAGAAAUCUGGUUUUAGCGGUGGAGGAAAGUCGGUUGUACUUUCCUACCUGGGUUUUAUCUCAAAUUCAGAGGGGAAACAUAAUAGAUGUUGUGGAUUCAAGGAUAGCAAGUGAGGCGGAUAUGAAAGAGGUGAAGAGAAGCGCUGUGGUGGCUGGGCUGUGCAUUCAAGACAAUGAGAAUGAGAGGCCGAGCAUGAGUGAAGUGGUGAAGAUACUGGAAGGCACGAUGGAGGCCCAUGUGCCAAAGAUUCCAAGGUCUCUACAGGUGUUGGUAAGUGAGGUAGACGACGAUGAUAGCGAUGCAUUUGCUCGAACUCCUCCAAUAUCCACUGGUACCAAAUUCGCCAAACAAUAG